Molecule: messenger RNA, 1101 nt
Organism: Benincasa hispida (wax gourd)
Lineage: Eukaryota; Viridiplantae; Streptophyta; Magnoliopsida; Cucurbitales; Cucurbitaceae
Product: sm-like protein LSM1B
Biological process (GO): deadenylation-dependent decapping of nuclear-transcribed mRNA
Cellular component (GO): P-body; Lsm1-7-Pat1 complex
Molecular function (GO): mRNA binding
Source: RefSeq, a predicted model, not a curated record
UCUAAAAUUGUAAGUACAAACUGAAAACCAAAAACCGGACCAACACACAGCAGCUCGAGCUUGAAUCUGACGAAGCCCUAACUUUUUUUUUUUUCCCUUUCAAUUUUUUCUUCAAUUUCAUCUUCACUUUUACGGUAGGACUUGAAUUGGAUCUCAGCGCUUCCUUACCCUUUUCGAUUCGCUUUGUUCGUGUUUGCAUUUUUUGUUUUUAAUCUUAAUCAGACUGGAAAGUGCGUCCUUUGAAUCGUUUGUUCCCAGUUUCGAGGAACUUUCUGGAUCGUGAAGAUAGUUUUUUUUAGGAAAUUCCCGAAGGAUUUUCAGGGAUUGGUUGAGGAUUGGCCGGAAUCUAGGCAGCCAAUGCUAUUACUUUUGUUUCGAGUUGAAAGAAGUUUUCGGUGAUUUUUGAUAUACCGGAAAAGUGUUGGGAGUUCGCCAAUGUCUUGGGCAAGCGCGGAAGAUAUCUACCUUUCAACUUCUCUUGCCAAUUACCUUGACAAGAAGGUUCUUGUACUACUUCGAGAUGGUCGGAAGCUAUUAGGGAUACUCCGUUCAUUUGAUCAAUUUGCUAAUGCUGUUCUUGAAGGAUCCUGCGAAAGGGUGAUCGUUGGUGAUCUUUACAGUGAUAUUCCUUUAGGUCUCUAUGUAAUUCGAGGGGAAAACGUUGUUUUACUUGGCGAGCUGGAUUUGGAGAAGGAGGAGCUCCCUCCACACAUGACUCAUGUUUCUGCUGUGGAGAUUAAAAGGGCUCAAAAAGCAGAGAGAGAAGCUACAGAUCUUAAAGGUACAAUUAGGAAAAGACUGGAAUUCCUUGAUCUGGAUUAAUAGCUGUGUUUCAAAAUCUUGGAUUUGUUAGCUUUCUUGUUUGCAAGUUCUUCUCCAGCCGCUUGCUCAUUGCCCAGUAAGUCAAUCUGCUCACAUACUGGUUGUGUAUGGACAAUUCAGAGUAUUUUUUUGGCCACUAGAAUCUUAACAUUAUGUUGUUGACCUUCAAUUUCUCGUGUAAUAUUUUAUUCGAUAAAUAAAAACUCUUUCCUCUUAAUCCCCCACCCACCAGAUCAUGAUCUCUUUUAACUUAAAGCCUUCUUAUUAAGGCUAGCCAAA